UGCACCUGAGUGGGACACCUCACACCUCGGAGCACCAUGUCACCCACGGGGCACCCCAACAGAGUCCGGCUGGUUUUCCUCGGGGCAGCCGGUGUCGGUAAGAGUGCUCUCAUCCGCCGUUUCCUCCAUGACCGCUUCGAGCACAAGUACACGCGCACAGUCGAGGAGCUUCACGUGCUGGAGUACGAAACCGCCGGGAAUGGGAAGAUGCACCUGGAGAUCCUGGACACGAGCGGGAGCUACUCCUUCCCGGCCAUGCGAGAGCUCAGCAUCCGACACAGCGACGCAUUCGCCCUCGUGUACGCGGUGGACGACCCCGGGUCCUUCGAGGAGGUGAAGCGGCUCCGCCAAGAGAUCCUGGAGCUGCGGGGCGGCAAGAGCGCGCCCAUCACCGUGGUUGGCAACAAGGCAGACCUGACUGACACUGAGGGUCGCGUGCUGCAGGCGGCGGAUGUCAUGGCCACAGUGGAAGGGGAGUGGGACGCCAACUUUGUGGAGGCGUCCGCGCGCACCAGUGGGAACACGGUCGGGGUGUUUGGCGCGAUGCUGCAACAGGUGAACCUGCCGCACCGACUGAGCCCUGCGGUGUGGAGAAGAGACACGGUGCCCAGACCUGCAGUCAAGAAAAGGCCACCGCUGAAGAAGAACAACAGCUGUAUCCUGUCAUAGGAACAGUUAAACUGGCUGAUGAUGGAUUCUGCAGCUGGACUGCGCGUGCUCAGGUGUUGCUGGUCAUCACAGGACCUGGUUUGUCCAGAGGUGAAGUUGGAAGGAAGGUUCCCCAUGGACUGUAUGAAUCUGUACUGUCUCUGAAAUGCAGCAGUGAUCACAAUAGUUUAAUGG
Plectropomus leopardus (leopard coralgrouper) is the source of this 843-nucleotide messenger RNA. RefSeq names its product GTP-binding protein Rhes. Lineage: Eukaryota; Metazoa; Chordata; Actinopteri; Perciformes; Serranidae. Gene Ontology annotation, molecular function: GTP binding; GTPase activity. The record is from RefSeq and is a predicted model, not a curated record.